Osmia bicornis bicornis is the source of this 687-nucleotide messenger RNA. RefSeq lists its product as uncharacterized. The transcript is spliced from 5 exons. NCBI's taxonomy places the organism in Eukaryota, Metazoa, Arthropoda, Insecta, Hymenoptera, Megachilidae. The record is from RefSeq and is a predicted model, not a curated record. The annotation marks the transcript as partial.
UCAACCAUGCAGCUGGCGCAUCAACUGUUGGGCAGCGCGAUCCCAAUGUUCGUAAACGUUGUGAUCUUGUUCUACGUUUGUCAACGCUUUUUAGCAGCGACGAGAUUGCGACGCAAGAUCAUGACGGAGAUGAGGGAGUUCACCACGAUCGUUCGCAGAGCACGCGAUAACGUCCAAUACAUCGGCGAACAGGUGGCCAAAGGAAUGGACGAGAUCAAAGAAGACGUGGGGAAGGAACUGCGAGUUACCGAUCGGUUGACCACGCAGAGUUCGAAAUUGGCCGCGGUGCUGCAACGAUUUACCGCCCUUGAAGAGAACGUGAUCGAGAUGCUGCGUAUGGAACGAAACAGGGAGAGCGUGAGGAUCGAGACGCCGGUGGACGUGAGAGAAGAGAUCAAGAGGAUCCUUGCGAUGGUUGAGAAAAAAGAAAAGAAGGAAAAAGGAGAGUGGGAAAAGCAAGAAGAGAAAGCCGAAUGGUCGGAGGGAUCGAAGUUGAGGGACGGCGGCAAAGCGGAAGCCGACGGUCGCUCUAGUUUCCCGGGUCGAAUCACUCAGCGGAAUCCUCUAUCGAAAUUUUCGGCGUGCGGUCCUCGAGAAAUCGGUACCGCUUCCCGGAGAACGAUCGACGGCCGGUCUCGAACUUCCACGAUGCCUGAGGUUCGACUUCUCGGAGAACAUGCGAAAUAG